AUGUUAACUAGAGGGAUUAGUAGCAAGGAUUUAAUCGCAUCUGAGAGCUGGUGGCAUGGUCCUGAAUGGUUGAGGAACGCGGAAAACCUUUGGCCCAAAGUAAAGGGAUUUCAAUAUGAUUCUAAAGAGCCAGAAAUAGCAUCUGAAUUUAAAUCCGGCGUUAUAAUUAACACAGCUAUUGUUCAAGAAAAAAUAAUAGAUCCAGAAAAAUUUAGCUGCUUGCUUAAAUUGCUAAGAGUGACUUCUUGGAUAUUGCGUUUUGUAAAUACUCUUAAAAAGAAAAAUGUUGAAAAGGGUCCUCUUACUUCAGAAGAACUUUCCGACGCAGAAAUGUUUUGGGUGCGAAUAGUCCAAAACGACUGUUACUCUAGCGAAAUUAAGUGCUUGAAAAAUAAUAAACCUCUCCCAAGAGACUCUAAAUUAUUAUGUUUAAACCCUUUUCUUGAUAAUAAUGAUGUCCUUAGAGUCACAGGAAGACUAGGGAAAACAACCCAUUUAUCGACCUAUGAAAAGCAUCCAAUCAUACUCCCUCCCAAGGCUAAAUUAACAGAGUUAUUAAUUUGGGAAUCUCACAAAAGAGUCUUUCAUUCUGGUGUAUCCCAUACGUUGGUGCAAAUAAGAGAGAAGUUCUGGAUUUUAAAAGCCAGACAAACCAUCAAAUCUCUUCUUGGAAAAUGCACAAUAUGUAAACGAUUCAACUCUUCUCCCGGAAAUCAAGUGAUCGCGCCACUUCCAGAUAUUCGUGUAGAACAGUCAUCUCCAUUUACGAUCAUCGGUGUUGAUUUUGCUGGCCCUCUUUUCGUUAAAGAUAGUAUUAACAAGCAAUAUAUCUUGUUGAUAACCUGUGCAGUGACAAGAAGUGUUCAUCUAGAACUGGUCGGUGAUUUGACUACCGAUACAUUUCUUCUAGCUUUCCGACGCUUCAUUUCUCGACGUGGCUUGUGCUCUGUGGUGGUCUCUGAUAAUGCACGCACCUUUAAACGUGCAGAAUUAGAGAUAAAACUCAUUUGGAAUGUUCUGAAUCAUGCAGAUGUAAAAAACUUUUACUCUGCUAACGGAAUUAAGUGGAAAUAUAUUGUUGAAAGAGCUGCCUGGUGGGGUGGUUUUUACGAACGAAUGGUACGUACUGUGAAAACUGCUUUACGAAAAACACUUGGAAAAUCAUGUCUCACUGUUGAGCAAUUGCUGACUGUCCUUACCGAGAUUGAAGGCAUGAUUAACUCUCGGCCAAUUACAUAUGUUGGUAGUGACACUGAAGAACCGAUUGCUCUGACUCCAGCACAUUUUCUUCUAGGGAAACGUGUUACCUCCUUGCCCUCUGUAAGACUUCACCUUGAUUCGAAUCUCUCUUCCAGGAAAUGCUUGAUAAAAGCAUUUAAUUACCGAGAAAAAUUAAUGAGAUCAUUUUGGUCUAGGUGGAAAAAUGAGUAUUUGCUAAAUUUGAGAUCGGCCCAUUCAAGUUUUGUUAAAAACAUCUCGCCAUUUAAAGUUAACGAUGUAGUCUUGAUUAAAGAUGAUCAUCUACCUCGAAAUUUCUGGAAAUUAGGAAAAAUUCUUGAAUUAUUUCCCGGAAGAGAUGGCAAAGUGCGGGCUUGCCAAGUUAAAACUGAGUCAUCAAUUAUUAAACGCCCUGUACAAUUGUUGUAUAAUUUAGAAAUCCAGGACUAA
Molecule: messenger RNA, 1668 nt
Organism: Argiope bruennichi
Lineage: Eukaryota; Metazoa; Arthropoda; Arachnida; Araneae; Araneidae
Exons: 1
Coding region: 1-1668 (555 amino acids)
Biological process (GO): DNA integration
Molecular function (GO): nucleic acid binding
Source: RefSeq, a predicted model, not a curated record